This is a messenger RNA of Ctenocephalides felis (cat flea), 636 nucleotides long. Its product is annotated as ubiquitin-fold modifier-conjugating enzyme 1-like. Lineage: Eukaryota; Metazoa; Arthropoda; Insecta; Siphonaptera; Pulicidae. Gene Ontology annotation, cellular component: cytoplasm. The record is from RefSeq and is a predicted model, not a curated record. Gene Ontology annotation, biological process: protein K69-linked ufmylation. The coding region runs from base 91 to 588 and encodes 165 amino acids. Gene Ontology annotation, molecular function: UFM1 conjugating enzyme activity. The transcript has 4 exons.
UAUUGUUGUGAAAUUGAUGACAUGUCAGCUAUUUGUCAGAAAUUGUAAUACUGUUUCACGACUUUCACUAAUAAGAUAUUAAAAUAAAACAUGGAUGAAAAUACACACAAAACCUUAUCUGGAAUACCGCUCUUGAAAACAAAAGCAGGUCCAAGAGAUAAAAGUCAAUGGCCAGCCAGAUUGAAAGAAGAAUAUUUAGCAUUAAUUAAGUAUGUACAGAAUAAUAAAGAUGCGGGAAAUGAUUGGUUUCGCUUAGAAUCUAACAAAGAUGGAAAUAGAUGGUUUGGAAAAUGUUGGUACAUGCACGAGCUACUAAAAUAUGAAUUUGACAUUGAAUUUGAGAUUCCUGUAACAUACCCUAUGACAUCCCCUGAAUUGGCUCUGCCAGAAUUAGAUGGAAAAACAGCUAAAAUGUAUCGAGGUGGAAAAAUAUGUUUGUCAGAUCAUUUCAAACCUUUAUGGUCUAAGAAUGCUCCAAAAUUUGGUAUUGCACAUGCAAUGGCUUUAGGGCUUGGGCCUUGGCUCGCUGUGGAAAUUCCAGAUUUAAUAGCAAAAGGUGUAAUAACGUAUCAAGAAAAAACUGAAUAAAUUAAAUUUUUAUAAACAAUUUUAUUAUAUAAUAAAUAAUAUCAACAA